Messenger RNA from Limulus polyphemus (Atlantic horseshoe crab), 2920 nucleotides. RefSeq names its product docking protein 1-like. The coding region runs from base 154 to 1779 and encodes 541 amino acids. Gene Ontology annotation, biological process: cell surface receptor protein tyrosine kinase signaling pathway; positive regulation of MAPK cascade. Gene Ontology annotation, cellular component: cytoplasm. The transcript has 4 exons. The record is from RefSeq and is a predicted model, not a curated record. Lineage: Eukaryota; Metazoa; Arthropoda; Merostomata; Xiphosura; Limulidae.
UAAAUUGCUUGGUAACAUGUGAUUAUCGUCAUUUGUCUACGACAUUUAAAGCAGAACUGUUACGUUGUAUUGAUUGAAUAUGAUGUACGUUCGAUUAGGGAGAAUGACCUAAUAAUGAUACUUUAUGUGCACGUGUUUUUUUAAAUAUUGAAAAUGGAAACUUUGCGAACCGGGUAUCUUUGGACUCCACCACAAGGUAUAAGUCUGUUAAAGAAGACGUGGAAGAAAGGUUUUUAUGCCCUGUACAAUUCAAGCAAGCAUGGCGUCGAAAGGCUUGAAAACUUUGAAACAAUGGACCAGUUUUUGCGACAGGCUCCAAGUAAAAUUAUCAUUCUUACUGACUGCGUGAAAAUUACUUUUUCUCCACAGAAGCAACAACCAAAUGUUUUUGAGAUCAGGACAAAAUAUCAGACCAUUGUAUUUUCAGCAGAAUCUUUCGAAGACAUGACCCAAUGGAUGGCUUGCUUGCAGAGUGUGGCUUUUGGUUUUCCAAUAGCUAGAUGCCAGCAAGUUUGUUCAGAAGAGAGUGCUGCUGUACACCAGGAAGAAAACCUUCUGUAUAUUUCUAUGAAUGCUCCUGAGCUGUAUGAAGUUAAGGUGGUGGAAACAGAUGCUUCAAACCGAUGUGGACUGUCAAACAGAUACAACUUAGUUGUUACUUCUGUAAACAUUUCUUUAGCAGAAGAGAGUGCACAAGGACAGGUGGGUCACAUUCUUUUCACUUGGCCAUACAGACACAUUCGUCGCUAUGGGAGUAGUUCUUCCAAGUUUUCCUUCGAAGCUGGACGGAAGUGUGUUUCUGGAGAAGGUUUGUUUACUUUUCAAACAAAAGAUGGCCUUCUCAUAUUCCAGAGUGUUGCAGCUUACGUUAACGUGCUGAAAGUAUCUCAAAGCGAGCUAAACCUCUUGGGGAACGUUAAUAGGGAAUCCGAUAAGGUGGAAAGUAAGAUGUCAACAAGUAGCGAAAACCUUCAAGCUCUUUCUUCGAGACAGAAACCAAGUGUGAUUAACAUCGAGAAAACUAACCCUCAUAAAGUCACUUCCAAACUAGUCACCAUUGGAUCUGAAAACGAAGACCCAAAUAUUAAAGGACCUAGACCUUUAGGACCUCCAAAUAAACCUCCUAGGAAAUCCAAACAACCGAAUUUCGUGGCAGUGCCAAGUAAAGAAACAGAUGAAGAGGAACAUGUGUAUGAUGAACCUAACAGUUUGGAUGAUGAGCCUAUAUAUGACGAACCAGGAGACAAAGAACUGUGGUCCAUUCCAGAGCACUUACAAGAGGACCUGUCACGUGAGGAGCCUGUUUAUGCUGUUCUGGAAGACACCUCAACACUGCAGGGUGGAAAAGCUAUGAAAACUUGUUUAAUAACAGACACUCGCGAUCUUUCUAACAAUCCAACACAAAAUUUGCUUGUAACCAAAGCAGAUCCAAGGUCUCAGCUGAAAAGAGAUUCGUUUGGCGAAAGAUUGAGCAGUUUAAAUCCUAAAAACAGACACGUCCAUGUCAAUCUAAGUAACAAGUCCACUGGUAAUUACUCAGAACUGGCAUUUAAGAAUACUACAGAAAAUGGCGUCAAGCAGAAAAGCUUGUAUGGAACCAGGAGAGUUGAGUAUUCCAGAGUUAUCACGUGCAUACAUAAAGAACAUACUGGAAGAGUAAACCUAGUCGUCGAUAAACACCCGUUUCAGGAAUUCUCGGGAGAUAGAAUACCACUACAUUUAAUGCAGAAUGAGCCUGAAUAUGCCCAGGUACUCAAGAAUACCGGUCAAGUUAACUAACGUACUGUUCUUUUACUUCACAUUCGACUCUGGAACCUAGCUUUUAAAGUUAAAAAACGUUUUUUUUUAUUCAAUGUUGUUUCUGUUACUUCUCUAAUUUGUGAAAUGUACUUAUAAUUUGGUAUAAAAAGUAGGGUACAUUUUUGAAGUAGGAAAAACAAAAUUUUGUAGUGACACGUGGCUGUAAAAAUGAUAUUUUGUAAGCACAUUUUUAUCAAGCGUUAGUAAUGGUCAUUUUGUCAAGACCAACUGAUGACGUUGAAUUUCAUUUAUUGUAAACAUUUUGUACUUUUAUACCAUUUUAUAUUCUUUGUAGCAAAAUGUGAAAUUCUCACUGUGUAGUUUGUAUUUUCAAUAUGACAAUCUAUAGCCUGGUGUGUUUUACUUUGUAAUGAAAAUAUAAUUUAAUACCAAGUCUUACCGGAGAUCACAAGUCCAGUUGUUAAUAUAAAUCUUGUUUAACAAAUAAUUAUGAUAAAGAUGUAACAGAAGCUAGUGAACUGUAUAGUAAAGAUGUAACAGAAGAUAGUGAACUGUAUAGUAAAGAUGUAACAGAAGAUAGUGAACUGUAUAAUAAAGAUGUAACAGAAGAUAGUGAACAGUAUAAUAAAGAUGUAACAGAAAAUAGUGAACUGUAUAAUAAAGAUGUAACAGAAGAUAGUGAACUGUAUAGUAAAGAUGUAACAGAAGAUAGUGAACUGUAUAGUAAAGAUGUAACAGAAGAUAGUGAACUGUAUAGUAAAGAUGUAACAGAAGAUAGUGAACUGUAUAGUAAAGAUGUAACAGAAGAUAGUGAACUGUAUAGUAAAGAUGUAACAGAAGAUAGUAAAUGUAUAGUAAAGAUGUAACAGAAGAUAGUGAACUGUAUAGUAAAGAUGUAACAGAAGAUAGUGAACUGUAUAGUAAAGAUGUAACAGAAGAUAGUGAACUGUAUAGUAAAGAUGUAACAGAAGAUAGUAAACUGUAUAGUAAAGACGUAAUAGAAGAUGUAACAUAGAUCAGUUUAUUUUCUCGCACAUCUCCAGUAGGAUGUUCAUUGUUAUUUUCUCAGAGAACAUGUUUAAAAAACAUACCAGCUGUAUUGUAAUACAAUUGUAUUGAAGAACAUGCCAGCUGUAUUAAAGAACAUGUUUUAAAAACA